AUGGGCCGUCCGUGCCCUGCGCCGCGGCUCUGCGCACUGUUGCUGCUCCUCGCGCUGCUGCCGCCGCUCGCCCGUGCCUGGGACAGCGGCGACCUGGAGCUUUUCGACCUGGUGGAGGAGGUGCCGCAAAACUUCUACGGCUUCCUGGGGCUGCCGCAGGAUGCUUCAUCUGCAGACAUUAGGAAAGCAUAUCGCAAGCUUUCACUAACUUUACACCCAGACAAGAACAAAGAUGAAAAUGCAGAAACCCAGUUUAGACAAUUGGUGGCUAUCUAUGAGGUUUUAAAGGAUGAAGAGAGAAGGAAGAGGUAUGAUGAUAUUCUGAUCAAUGGACUACCAGACUGGCGACAGCCUGUAUUCUACUACAGGCGGGUGAGAAAAAUGAGCAAUGCUGAGCUGGCAUUACUCUUGUUCAUUAUUCUCACAGUGGGUCAUUAUGCUGUGGUUUGGUCAAUCUACCUGGAAAAACAGCUGGAUGAACUGCUUAGCAAAAAAAAGAGAGAUAAGAAGAAAAAGACAGGAGGCAGGAGUACAGAUGAAGUAAAACUUGGGACUGCUGACAAAAACGAAAGAUCAUUGGAAAAACCACAGUGGCGUGAUUUGCUUCCGUGCAAGCUGGGAAUUUGGUUCUGUCUUACUGUAAAAUCAUUACCUCAGCUGUUGCAGGAUGCCAGACAAUUAUAUGUAGAAUAUAAAGAAACAAAAAUGAAGGCGAGAGAAGAUGCCCUGGCUAGAGCUGAACUUGAAACACUUCCGAAGGAGAAGAAACCUAAAGUCAAGAAACAAAAGUCGGAAUUCCCUAUAUAUACUGCUUCAGAAUCUAAUGCAUAUAUACCAUCAUAUGAACAUGGAGUUUCUAUUGAAGAGAUUGAGGAACAGAUGGAUGAUUGGUUGGAGAAUAAGAACAGAGCAUACAAAAAAAAGGCACCUGAAUGGACAGAAGAGGACCUUAGCCAGCUGACAAGAAGUAUGGUUAAGUUCCCAGGGGGGACCCCAGGUCGAUGGGAAAAGAUUGCUCACGAAUUGGGUCGAUCAGUGCCAGAUGUUACCAUGAAGACCAAGCAACUGAAGGAAUCUGUUACACAUACUCCAGGAAUUGUUAGACUCUCUGAGCUUAGAAACUUGGCCCAGAAUUCCAGAAAUGCCAAAACCAACAUGGAUUUGCCAGACCAUAUAAUUACGCAGCGAGAAAUAGAUGAGGAGGAGAAAGAGGAGGAGGAGGAGGAGAACUAUAAUCGUGACCCAGAACAGAUGGUUAUUCCAGCAGAUCAGAGAGAGACCAUGACAAGCGAAACCAGACACCGCAAGCGAAAAACAACCAAAGCAUCUGAAAUAACUCUAGCAACGAUGAAAGAGGUGGCAGAAGAUAAAUGCAGGGGAAAGCGUCAGAAAGACUUUAACAACACAGAACAGGAUGAAUAUAGCGAUGAUGAGAACAGAAAAAAAGAGAAAAGCCACAAUUCCGAAGAAUUGUGGACUCAAAAUCAACAGAAACUUCUUGAACUAGCCUUACAGCAGUAUCCAAAGGGAACAUCAGACCGCUGGGAUAAGAUAGCAAAAUGCGUCCCAGGAAAAAGUAAGGAUGAGUGUGUGGCAAGAUACAAGUUGCUUGUUGAACUGGUACAAAAGAAGAAAAUGGCUAAAAGCUGAAUCUUCUGAGCAAAAGAGUUUUAUUUCUAUUUUUCAGAAUGAGAUUAUAUUUUAAAUCUCAUAUGCAGAAGUUUGCAUUUUUGUACCGCAGUAUUUCUAUGUCA
Emys orbicularis (European pond turtle) is the source of this 1754-nucleotide messenger RNA. RefSeq names its product DnaJ heat shock protein family (Hsp40) member C1 (gene DNAJC1). Gene Ontology annotation, cellular component: endomembrane system. The transcript is spliced from 12 exons. The record is from RefSeq and is a predicted model, not a curated record. The coding region runs from base 1 to 1650 and encodes 549 amino acids. NCBI's taxonomy places the organism in Eukaryota, Metazoa, Chordata, Testudines, Emydidae.